Molecule: messenger RNA, 1331 nt
Organism: Aegilops tauschii subsp. strangulata
Lineage: Eukaryota; Viridiplantae; Streptophyta; Magnoliopsida; Poales; Poaceae
Source: RefSeq, a predicted model, not a curated record
UUUUCUUUUUUUACAUGGAUACGAUAGUGUGUGCUUGUACACGUGUCACCGGCAUGUACGUAGUACGAGUUAUCUUGGACGAUGCUCCUACUCCGACUUGGUAUCCUCCUAGUAUAGUACUGUAGUCCGUUCUCCUUUCGAGAAAACAGCUUACAAAUAUAGAUGACCAGGUUUCCUUGGAGCUCACCCGUGCGUUUGCCCUUGGUCCGCCGGCUACUUGAUUUGCCAUGGGAAACUUCAGCUCGUGGUGCGGAGGGGAGACGUCGUCGAGAUGCGUUACCAAGACCGCGACGGGCGCGCACAAAUUCGAGGUGACAAACUACUCGCUGCUCGACGGCAUGGGCGCCGGCAACUGUGUAAGCUCCAACACGUUCAGCGUCGGCGGCUACGACUGGUGCAUCAAUUUCUACCCUGACGCGUACAAGGAGGAUGCCUUCUACACCUCAGCCUUCUUGUGUCUAUGUAGAGGAGAUCCAUGGCCGGGCGUGAGAGCCAAGUACACUUUUAGUUUAUUGGAUAGAGAGGGGAGAAGCGCCUUAAGGCAUAUCUUUGCGUCGUCGGGUUGUUAUUAUGGCUAUACUAGGUUCUUCUCCAAGAAGCAUAUCGACGAUGACUGCUUCACAAUCAGGUGCGUCUUGACCGUCAUCACGCAACACACGGAGGACCGAAGCGUCGUCGUCAUCCCCCGGUCGGACCUCCACGACCACCUGGUAGACAUGUUGGAGGGCGGGGAAGGCACGGACAUGACGUUCAACGUGGACGACCAGUUGUUCCACGCUCAUAGAUGCAUGCUGGCUGCACGAUCACCGGUGUUCAAGGCGGAGCUCUUCAGCGGAAUGGAGGAGAACGCUACUCGACACAUCAAGGUCGAUGACAUGGAGCCUGCCAUGUUCCAGGCCCUCCUCCACUUCAUCUACACCGAUACCUUCCCACAUAACAAUUGUGUAGACAAGAAUGUGCCAUUGCAACACUUGUUCGUUGCCGCGGAUCGGUAUGGGCUGGAUAGGCUCGCGGCAAUGUGUGAACAAAGGCUAUGCGACAGCAUCGAUCUGCACACAGUUGCUACCACACUUGCCUUAGCGGAGCAGCACCAAUGUGUGCAACUCAAGCAAGCAUGCCUUGGAUUCCUGUCCUCUCAUGGUGUGCUCAGUGACAUCCAGGAGACCGAUGGAUUCAAGCAUCUCAUAUCCAGCUGCCCUUCGGUUGUAGGGGACAUCAUAAACAACAUCGCCGCGCUAGUGGUGGUAGGGCUGCCAAAAAAGCUCGAGUCGAAGCCGCUCACAGCGACUCGUCUUCUAGCUACACCGGCGAUUGACUCCAAAAUAAAUUAG